UAAUCACGAAACGGAAGUGCCAGAGAGUCACACCGGAAAUGGUUGGAGUGAGCUCUCUCACUGUCACAGUAUCUGUGGUCUGAGCUGUAAACACAGCGCAGCUUCACUCGGGAGCGUUUUUAAAACAUCCACCGACACUAACACCGCUCGCUGUGAGGGGAACAUGGAAGAAGACAUACUGACGACGCUGAAGAUCCUGAUCAUCGGAGAGAGCGGCGUGGGGAAGUCCAGCCUCCUCCUGAGAUUCACAGAUGACACAUUUGACCCAGAGCAAGCAGCAACAAUAGGUGUUGACUUCAAGGUGAAGACCAUUUCCGUGGACGGUAACAAGGCAAAGCUGGCAAUAUGGGACACUGCAGGACAGGAGCGCUUCCGAACCCUGACGCCCAGCUACUACCGCGGUGCCCAGGGAGUCAUCCUGGUGUAUGACGUCACGAGACGGGAAACCUUUACCAAGCUCGACAACUGGCUCAACGAGCUCGAGACGUACUGUACGAGGAACGACCUCGUCAAAAUGCUUGUGGGCAAUAAAAUCGAUAGGGAAAACCACGAGCUAGACAGGGCAGAAGGGCUGAAGUUUGCGAGAAAACAUUCCAUGCUUUUUAUAGAGGCGAGCGCUAAGACCAGGGACGGUGUUCAGUGUGCGUUCGAGGAGCUGGUGGAGAAGAUCAUCCAGACUCCCGGCUUAUGGCAGAGCGAGAACCACGGCCGAGGAGUCCAGCUCACCGACGAAGACGCGGGAGGCGGCGGCUGCGGAGGCUACUGCUCCCUGGUCUAGACAAACGCACACAUGCACAACACAUUCUCUCUCACACACACACACACACACACACACACACACACACACAGACACAUAUACACAUACACACUCCCUCCUCAGACAGUGGAGGUCUGACUGUCUCCCCCUCUGCUGAGCUGUAAGGGUUGACCAUCCACACACUCUGUGUUCACACAGACACUACUUUUUGCACACUUUCUAAUAACGACGCUGCGCUACAGUGCGAAACGCAGCUCAGCCUUCCUCUUCAUGGAAUUAGUGUGAGGUUUUUCUCUCCUGUUUUUGUGCAGUUUUUAGGGACCUUGAUCAAAAUAUUAACCAUUCUCAAGUCAUACAGUGAUAGCAGUGAAAGGAGUGUGAGUGUAAACCAAAGUUAGUCAGGCAUAUGGCUUAAUCUCUGAAGUAUGAUAAUGAGAAUGGAAAAACAGUUUUGACCAGAGGUCCUCUCUCGUCUCCAGCAUGCUUAUUGUCCUCUGAGCAACAUGCCUUAGCGAGCACAUCUGUAUCAAUGCAGGGCCGACUUCUCUCCAGUGUUUGUCCUCCCUCUGCUCUGUAUGCGCUUGAUCCUGAUCUGCCCCCCAGACUCUAUGAACUUUAUGCUGCUUUUGGAGAAGCUUAUCAAGCCAAGCCAUCCCACUAAUCUCAGACAAAGGUUUGGAUCACGUCUCUUGUUGUCCACACAGCUGCCUCAUUUCUUCAGAAUAUAAUAGAGUUACCAAGUGUCUCGAAUGACGUUUUACUACUUUUAUUGAUUUGGACUUCAAACCUUUGGUGGGUUUUUUUUGUUUUUUUUCUCCUGAUGAGUGUAUAAAUCAAAGAGAUUGGCACCAGCGAGCUUUCCACUGGGUGCAGAAGAAGAGGGAGCCUCUUAAAAUUGCACGCCUUUGUUGUAACGAGUUGCUUUAAUGGAGUGCGACUUACUGGCAGUCCCUCACUCAGACAGAUAAUAUCAGUAAUAUCACUAGCACUGCUAUGCUCUUUCAUAUUGCAUCCCUUUGACUAGACAGCAACAAAGGAAAAGUGUUCAAUAUUAGACAGGGCAGUGAGUCAUAAGGGUGUUUCCACUGUAUUUGGAAAAUCAAAGAAAAAGCUGCGUGCUCCACUUCACUAAUGUAUUUCACAGUACUCCUAUCUGUGUUUGUAUCUGAGAAGAGGUUUUAAGUGUACUCAAGCCCUGAACGCUGGACAUGUUUGUAGUAUACGGACGCUUCUGUAUGUUCUGGGAAAUGUAGUUCUGAUGGUGUAAACGACAUGGAUUCAAGCAUGUCUCGUCACAUAUUGAUUUAUUUUAUUUUAUUUUUUAUCUCUUUUUAAUUGCAUGGGAAACUCUGCGUGCCAUUCUUGUUUGUUUGUCAGUGAAUGGCCUCUGGACUGUUCACUAUAAACAUUUUAACUUAUACUUAGCUGAGAUAAAACGUUGCAUACAGGUUUACCAUUUGAAUUUAAUGGUAUAAUAAAAUAAAAAGGAAGUAGGCGCUUAUCCAUUAAACUGGUAUAGCUGUCUUUUUUUGUGUUCAGAAAUAUGUUGAAACGUGUAUACCUUGUAAAUUGUGUGUAUUUUAGGAAUUUGGUGGGAUAAUUCCUGUAUGAAUUGUAAAGCUGAAUGUAUGCAUAUUUCAAUACAAACCGCCCUAUGUAUUAAACUAAAUAAAAUUCUUUUUU
This is a messenger RNA of Larimichthys crocea (large yellow croaker), 2440 nucleotides long. RefSeq names its product RAB18A, member RAS oncogene family (gene rab18a). Bases 164 to 778 code for a protein of 204 amino acids. Gene Ontology annotation, molecular function: GTP binding; GTPase activity. Lineage: Eukaryota; Metazoa; Chordata; Actinopteri; Sciaenidae. The transcript has 7 exons. The record is from RefSeq and is a predicted model, not a curated record.